AUGCACAUCGUUUGCGCUCUCUUCAACCCCGGAUCGGAACUUACGCUCAUUUCUGAAAGUUUAAGUCGGGAAUUGAAAUUACAGCGCUUUCGUCUGCCUGUUUCGAUUUCCGGGGUCGGAUGCGUGGAUGCCGGAUCGUAUACAUACCCCGCUCAAAUCGAACUCUCGUCGGUGCAUUCGCCCGAGUCGGCUUUUUUAGUCAUUGCGACUAUCAUGCGCUCACUUACACCGUAUUCUCCGUCGCGCGCUGCGUCUCAGGACCCAACAAGCGCUAAUCCGAUUGAAAUUAUUAUCGGUGCCGAUCUCUACAGUGAGAUUCUCCUCGAUAGCCGUCGGAAAGGAGAAUUCGGUCAGCCUUACGCGCAGAACACCAUCUUUGGAUGGGUACUCUCCGGACCGACGUCCUCUUCGCCGUUCCUCUUGUCGGCAUCUGUUUACUGUUGCUCGCAUGUGACGUGCUCAAGCGGUGAUUCGCCCACGCUUGAUCAGGCAUUGAGACGAUUCUGGGAAGUGGAGGAGAGUCCGCGGAAGAUAGUGUUCACUCCGGACAAAUUACAAUGUGAAGAGCAUUUUCUCACAACGCAUUCGCGUUGUUCUGACGGGCGGUACAUCGUCCGUCUACCAUUCAAGAACGGUCCGCCGAUCAAAAUCGGAUCAUCUCGCGGCGCAGCUACUCGUUGUCUCAGCAGCUCACUCCGUCGAUUUCGAAAAUCGCCGGAUCUUCAAAAGGAGUAUUCGGAAUUUUUGCGCGAAUAUGAAGAGAUGGAUCACAUGCGGGAGUCGCCUCCCCUCUCCAAAUCGUCUCAAUGCGUAUUUAUUCCCCGUCAUUCUGUCAUCCGCGACGGGAGUAGCACUACGCGUCUCAGGGUAGUGUUUAAUGCAUCGAGUGUUACCUCCAACGCGACUUCGCUCAAUGACCACAUGCUAGCAGGACCGAAGCUUCAAACUGAGUUAACCGCGGUUAUUUUGCGUUGGCGUCAAUUCCGAUAUGUUUACUCAGCGGAUAUCGCAAAAAUGUAUCGACAAAUUCUUGUCGAUCCGCGGGACGUGGACUAUCAACGCAUUCUCUGGUGCAAAAGCAAAUCUAGUUGCCCUCGUGAAUAUUAA
Solenopsis invicta (red fire ant) is the source of this 1107-nucleotide messenger RNA. RefSeq lists its product as uncharacterized. Bases 1 to 1107 code for a protein of 368 amino acids. The record is from RefSeq and is a predicted model, not a curated record. The transcript has 2 exons. NCBI's taxonomy places the organism in Eukaryota, Metazoa, Arthropoda, Insecta, Hymenoptera, Formicidae.